AUGCAAAAACUGACGGAGCGCAUAGACGACCUGAAGCAAAGAAUAGCUGCUUGGGGAAAGCGGAUUCGGCGAUAUACCGAGAGGUCGACACGGUUCAACCAGAAUCGUCUCUUCCAGAGUGAUCAGAAGAGGCUCUAUAAAUCAUUGGAGCGACCAAUAGUAAGUGGAACGGGCCCUGCACCAAAUCAGGCCGACAUGGUCGCAUUCUGGCGCAGCCUGUGGUCAGAGCCCGUAAACCACAACGAGGGCCCUUGGAUGGAAGUUGUGGCGAGUCAGUGUGCGAGUAUUACGCCCAUGGACCCCGUCAUCAUAACGCCGGAUGACGUAGCUGAGGCGGUCCGUAGGGCCCCGAACUGGAAAAGUCCGGGGCUUGACGGGCUGCAUCACUACUGGCUGAAGGGGUUCAUGGUGUGUCACUCUGUGCUCGCCCGACAGUUUCAAGAGGCUCUCAACCAGAAGUCGCUCCCAAGCCUCUUCACUACUGGGAUCACUCAUUUGGUUCCUAAAGAUCAGGGUGCCACAGACCCGAGCAAAUACCGCCCCAUCACGUCAUUGACAUUACAUGAAAUUGCUACAGUUCUUGAGGAAGAUGAUGAUUUUAGCAACCAGAGACAAGAUUUUGAUAUUUUUUUACUUCCACCUGACACCGCCAAUGAUUACCAAACUGACGAGGACUCGGGUGAAGAAGAUAACGUCAGCAUAAAUAAUUUGCCUGGAAGUUUGCUUCGAGCUCCAGCGGAGCUUGCUGCCUCAACCUCAAUGGAAAAACCAGAAACUGAGGACCAAACCCCUCCCGAAUUUCAAGAACCUUUAAAAAAACGUGUCAUGAAUUACAAUUGGCGAAAACGAGACUUGCAGCUAAGACCUAUUGUUUGGAAACCCCUUUAUCAUACUCCUAUUGAAAGAAGCCCGAUAGAAUGGUUUUCUUUAUUAUUUUCAGAAGAAGUAUUUGAGAUGCUUACUAUUGAAACCAAUAGAUACUUAGCACGUAAGCUUCUCUCUGCUGACGUCAAGAUUGAAGAGAUGAAAUGUUUGGUAGGGAUUUUGUUAGUCAGUGGCUACUGCCAAGUGAGCAGAAGAAGAAUGUACUGGGAAAAUGCAUCUGACUCAAGAAAUAGUUUGAUUGCUUCAGCCUUGUCUCGAGAUAGAUUUACACUAAUUUACUCUAAUAUUCAUGUUGCUGAUAAUCUAAAUUUAGAUACAUCCGAUAAAUUUGCAAAAGUUCGUCCUUUAUUAAAAGUUUUAACUAUGAGGUUUCUUGAGCACUGUCCACAUAAGGAGAAUCAUAGUGUUGAUGAGGCUAUGGUCCCAUAUUUUGGUCAUCACGGCUGCAAACAGUUUAUUAGAGGCAAGCCUAUAAGAUAUGGAUACAAAUUAUGGGUUGGUGCAACAUCAGGAGGUUACAUUGCAUGGUUUGAACCAUACCAAGGUGCUUCUACAUUUACGAAUGCCCAAUAUUCCCAGCUUGGUCUUGGUGCAAGUGUGGUUUUGUCUUAUGCAGAUCAACUAGCAACAUUAGGCUAUGGAAAAAACUACCAUCUCUUCAUAGAUAACUUUUUUACCGGUUUGCCUUUGGUUCAUGAACUUACUGAGAGGGGAUUUCGUGUAACUGGUACUAUCAGAGAAAAUAGAUCUGGAAAGUGCCCUCUAUUAAGUAACAAAGAAGCAAAGACAAAAGAAAGAGGCUUUUAUGAUUAUCGCAUAUCUGAUGAUAUUAUAAUUUGCAAGUGGCAUGACAAUAGUAUAGUGUCAGUAUGCUCUAAUGCAGUUGAUGUUGAUCCUGUCCACAAAACUGAACGCUAUUCUCAGCAACUAAAAAAAGAAAAUAUCUGUUUCUCAACCUCAUCUCAUUCAACAAUACAAUAA
This is a messenger RNA of Parnassius apollo (apollo), 1866 nucleotides long. The record is from the annotation of a GenBank genome assembly. NCBI's taxonomy places the organism in Eukaryota, Metazoa, Arthropoda, Insecta, Lepidoptera, Papilionidae.